This is a messenger RNA of Ctenopharyngodon idella (grass carp), 5466 nucleotides long. RefSeq names its product ras-related protein Rap-2a. Lineage: Eukaryota; Metazoa; Chordata; Actinopteri; Cypriniformes; Xenocyprididae. The transcript has 2 exons. The coding region runs from base 576 to 1127 and encodes 183 amino acids. Gene Ontology annotation, biological process: negative regulation of cell migration; Rap protein signal transduction. The record is from RefSeq and is a predicted model, not a curated record. Gene Ontology annotation, cellular component: plasma membrane. Gene Ontology annotation, molecular function: GTP binding; GTPase activity; GDP binding.
ACGGUGUGGGACAGAAUUCAAGGACCAGGUGAUGACCUAAUUACGUCAUAAUGUAAAAGAAUCAGUGAGUCGUUCUUUAACCGGUUCGUUCGAGCGAACUGUUCGGUUCGCUGAAAUGAGUCGGACUUCUAAAGAGUGGGGCGGCGGAGCGGAGGAUCCCCACCCGUGAGCAUGGCGGUGUGCUAGAGUAUUAAUGAAGACCGGAGAGAGCACACACAGAUGGGAAACACGAAUAUGCGCUUCAAAUGAUCUGAUUUUAACGGACCGUGUUUCAAUCCGCCGUUACCGGAGGCAGUCUGCUGGGUUUCUCCAUGCAGUCUUCGUUUACUUCUAUAGGAUGGUGAGCUGAGCAGAUGAAAAGCACAAGUUAUUGGUGAUAGCCUCUGUUCAACCGUCCCCCGUUGUGAAUUAUAGGCGCGUGUGGGCCGCCGGUGCUCCGUGAUCAUGAAGCGCUGCUGCGGGAAGCUUGUCUUUGUGCGAGGCGCGCUCGUGUCCGCGGACAGGCUCGUUUAAACGCCCUAAACAUGAACAUCAGUGCCGUGUGAGUUUAUUUUGAUUGUUCAAUCUGUUCAGAGAUGCGUGAGUAUAAAGUGGUGGUCCUCGGGAGCGGCGGGGUCGGUAAAUCCGCCCUCACCGUGCAGUUCGUCACCGGGACGUUUAUUGAGAAGUACGACCCGACCAUCGAGGAUUUCUACCGUAAGGAGAUCGAGGUGGACUCGUCGCCGUCGGUGCUGGAGAUCCUGGACACGGCGGGCACGGAGCAGUUCGCGUCCAUGCGGGACCUGUACAUCAAAAACGGGCAGGGCUUCAUUCUGGUCUACAGUCUGGUCAACCAGCAGAGCUUUCAGGACAUCAAACCCAUGAGAGACCAGAUCAUCCGAGUCAAGAGGUAUGAGAAGGUCCCUGUGAUCCUGGUGGGGAAUAAGGUGGAUCUGGAGAGCGAGCGGGAGGUGUCUGUGAGGGAGGGGCAGGCGCUGGCGGAGGAGUGGGGCUGUCCGUUCAUCGAGACCUCCGCCAAGAGCAAGACCAUGGUGGACGAACUCUUUGCUGAGAUCGUACGGCAGAUGGACUACGCGGCACAGCCGGAUAAAGACGAUCCGUGCUGCUCCUCCUGCAAUAUACAAUAACCCCCCAACACUCACACACACAACUCACAUUACAGUAGCUUUGAUGGACCUUCUAGUGUCAACAGUUUUCCGUCAUUCUCUAUCUACAGACUGACAGUAACUUUGAGGAUUUUUGUCACUUUAAAUUCUGACUGACUCAACCACAGGAAGAGCACUUGCCUUAGGUUUCACGCUUCCUGUCUGAGCAGGAUCCUUCAGUGGAGAUGAGUUGGACUUUUACGUUCUUGGUCUUAUGGUAUUGAUGAUUUUAUCUGAAUUUGUCACCAGGUCAGAGAGAGAGAGAGAAUAAGAGUGUUCUUAGCCAUAUGCUUCAUAUAGCCAUAUAAUAAUUUAAUGAUGACUUUCUUAUUGUCCAUUGAUUAAGGAAAUAGAUCCCUUAAAAUCAUCAUCAAAAUCUUCUGUUUCAUACAGAGGUAGAAAAACAGCUUUGUUCCAAAACCUAGUUAGAUGCCUACCUAGACAGAAUGUUGAAGCCCAAAGUAUUCUUCGGUUUUUAUGCAUACUUGUGUAUGCGUACAGUUUACGUGACGUAGAUUUCACCAUCAGCAUUGUACAUGCGUACUUUACACGCACAGCUUGAUUUUUCUAACCGUGUUACUCCGUACGCUCGGCUCACACAGUUUCUUUGCACUAAUUAGUUUUUUCACAAGAUGGCGACACUGACUUUGUCCCAUUGUUUCACAGUCGAAAAGAAAGGGAUAAACAAACUACUGGAGAUGACAACAACAAUAGACAGAGUACAAGGACAUUUUUAUCAGUCAAAACUUUUAGUGCGCGUGUAUCGAGUGAUCGAAUGGAGUAUACUUUGCUUUCGGUGGCAUGCAAAUGCAAAACUGAAGUAUACUUUACGCUUGAUGGUGCGUUCAAGUCCUCCUGGGAAGUUUGUGUUUACUACGUCCGGUGGUUCAAGUCACUUUCGUUGGAGCAAGAUGGCAGUGUACCUUCUCUUAAUUAACUACACAAAAAUACAGCAAGAUAAACUCUACUUCUCCAAAACGAAGAAUAAACAAUAUGCAUCAGGUGGCCACUUUAAACUUUAUCAUUUCAUAUUAGAUUAUAUUAUAUUAUAUUUCAAUGCUAUCAUAUUUUGAACAGGCAAUUAACUUAGCUUGUUGUAAAUAAAAACAAAGACUAUAGAAUAACACAAGACGCGUCACUCGUAUUAUUAUGAAUGGGAGAAAGUGCAACGCGCAAUAUGGCAGAAUAAGUCCCGCCUUCUAAAUAAGAGCCAGUCGCCGAUUGGUAAAGUCAUCGCGUCACUGCAGCGUCCGUUAGAAGCUCCGGUUCCUAUAGAAACAGUCAGACGAAAUGACAGGAUUGCGCAUGCGCAUUAGCUUGAUCGAGCCUGGAAAAUACUGUUUUUUUUUUGUUUUUUUUUGUUUUUUUGUCAUGAUUCGAGCGUUUAGAAACAAAAUGUAUGAGACAGCUGUUGUCAGAUUUCACUGGUGAUUUCAAAUAUGAAAUUUAAUCGAAAGCUUGGCAAACAGCUUUGGAGAAUUUGAUGUUUCCCCAUUCAAAGAGAUAGGAGCUUCACUUGCAUGCCCAAGAGGCGUUUCAAAGAUGGCCACCGAGUGAAAUGACUUGUUUUAAAGGGACUUUGAUAAAAAGGCCUGACAAUGUCACUGCUAAAUACCUGUAAGUAUUGUGGUAUUCUGCAAUGUUUCUCACUGACACACCGUCAACUCGGGGCUCUAAGAAAAUCUUGAGUUUCCCACUGGCAUUUCCAAUAUUGUGGUGUUCAUGUGCGUUGAACUCGUAAAUGUGAUAUUUCCGUCUUAACUUGAAUGCACGAUAAGGCAACAUAAAAGCAUGUCCCCCUUGCAUUCCCAGAAUGCAUUGUGAAUGAGCUCUACUAUAUGAAAAAAAUCUUCCAAGACCGUGGAUGAGAUUCUAAAUAUACUUAUUUUUUGUAAUAUGUGUGUUCUAUGUAUUUUUAUGCAUUGCACACACAAGUAGAGUAUCAUGUUUAUUAGCUUAGCAACAUGCUAAUGUCAAACACUCCAAAUUCAAGUGUGUGAGCUUCACAUAAGCAGCAGUAUUUGUGGUGCACAGAAGGACUGAACAAUUAUUCGAAAUUGGGGAUGGGCAUUUUUCAAAAAUACUGUAUUCUAGGGGUGUUUCCUCUGAGGAGGCAAGGGAGGUGGUGUCUUUCAAAAAAAAAAAACUGGAUGAGAAAAGAAUCGAUAUUAAAAAAACAAACAAAAAAAAACAAAACAAAAGCAAAUAUUACAAAAUGUGACAUUAAAAAGUGUAAAGGCCACUCGUUUUUAUAAAGUAACAGUGUCCAACAGCGACACCCGCAGGUGAAGUUACAGCGGGAGAUUUGCCUCCUCUGCCUCCGUUGACUUUAAACAGACCCCCUAAAGUGAAGCGUGUGUUGGGUUUAGUGUGGGGUAAUUGAGAAUGAGUGGGGGAAAGUCACGUGAGAGGAGACAAUGCUUCCAUCACGCGUUGAUUGGAUGAUCAGUUAUGAUUGGUUUGUGCGAUAAAUCCCGCCUCUUGUUUUUGUGCAUGUUCUCAUCAGCCUGAAUGAAGACAAUGAUAGUGUUAAUGGGAAGACUAAUUAAAAAGUAAGUAAACAACUCAGCCCUUUCACCACAUUGUCACAUCAAAAUCAAACUUGAAAUGGCCUGAAAACUUGAUGACUGGAGGUUUUUAGUGAGCAAUCAGCUUGGGGAAAUUAAAGGUACAUCUUCGUGUCUUGUCUGUGACCACCACACACCACUGCUGUAUUUGAAUAUUUGGGCUCAUAAAAGCGAAUAUUCGUUUAUUUAAAUGAAAUUAACGGAAAGACGUUAUUUUUUUAAUUAAGUUGUUGUCAGACUGAGCAUGUGAAUAUUCUUGUUUAAAUGAGAAUGCGCUCUGCCGACACACAGUGACACACAGUGACAUUUCUUACAGCGCUUUGUGUUUUCUGUUAACAAAAAAAUCACAAAUAGAUUUUUUUUUUUUUACUCCCAAAUCGUUCAGCCACCCAGUGUUAAUGUCUACAGUCACCAUGAUUUCGCCAAGUAAGACGUUCCUGAAUCAACAUGUUUUGUUGAUCCUGGAACAACAUACUUGUCUGAAAAUACCAAUCCCUACACUUAAACCUAACCCUACCCAUAACUUAUCCCUAAAAUCAGAGGGAAAUGAUAGGUGAAUAACUGAUGUAGAAGCACAUAACCCUGGUUGUGAGCCUAAACAUGACACAAACUGUAAACUUGUCGAUCAAAUCUGAUUGGUUGUUUGGAAUGUUGAUCCAGGAUCAUGCUGUACUUGGUGAAAUCAGGUUCAUCUAAUAUCUACAUAGAAAGUUCCAGAUCAGUCCCUGAUGAGGUUGUCUGUCUGUGUAGGUGAACUGUAAGGCGGCUCAGCAGGUUGUGGAACAGAGCUGUUGUCUUUAUGCUGCUUCCAUUCAAAGAUGUUCAGAAGAUGACGUAAGCACACAAAAUGACAACUCUGUUAGCUUUGCAGUGGAACAAUUGUGAACUUUUUUUUAGCAACCAAACUGGGGAGAAUACACUAUGCUUUACAACACUAACAAGUGUUCGAAGUGGGAAUCAACACAGAAAGAGUCAUUUAUCUUGUUUUAUGUGUUUGAUAAACAUGUUUUAUCAUGCAGUGUUGGACUUUUUGUCUCCUUGAUGCAUUUUAUUUGCUUAAAUGUUGAAUGUUUAUCUGUGUAAAUCUUGCUGACCACUCAAUCGUGAGUUUCCAAGCUAGAAAUCCAACUUCAAGAGACUUUCUAUUGCACUUUUUCCAGUAGGAAUGUCAACUCCCAGAAUUGAAUGGAAUGCAGCAUAAGUCCCGGUCACCGAUUGGACGGGUCAUAUGGGUGGGGGAUGUUUGACACAUCUGGACACACUCAACUUUUGCUAAUUUAGUGAAAGUCUGUUUUGACUCUGAGUAUCACAUAUGGCACUGUAGGACGCGUCUCUUUUUCUGUCUCUCUCUAUUUUACCACCACUUUCUCACUCGUCUCUUCAGCGUCUCAGCCUCUUUCUGCACUCAUUCUCCUUAUUCUGCUGUGGUUGUAUGGCUUAUUGAUGAUUAUGGUUAUUGAUUGACUGUGUAUACAUUUGUACAGAGGUUGCCGGUUUUUCUUGGCUCCCUCCUCCUGGCUGGGCUUGAGCUUCGAUCUCAAGGCUGAACAUAUAGAGAUUACGGAGAUGGAUGGAUGGAUGGUGUGUGUGUGUCUGAGUGUAUGUCUUUGAAUAGAGAGCUCUGAGUCAGUAUUGAUUUUAUAUUUUUUUAUGUGGACAUGUGCUCAACUCUUCUGAAUGACUGAAUGGUGACACUUUUUUGUUUGUUUUGUUUGUUUGUUUGGCACCUAAAUAAAGUGCAUCCGACACUCACA